AUGACUGUGACAGGUGUACUAUCGGAGGAGCUGAAGCCUGAAAGCCUGGCUCUCAGCCCCAUGGGACCCUCACAUGCCCAGCCCCUGUGUAUCUUUGGGACGGGGGACCUGGGCCGUUCCCUGGGUCAGCGACUACUCCAGACCGGAUACAGUGUGGUGUUUGGCAGCCGCAGACCGGACAGCUGUGGCCCCGUGCCCCAGGGCGCUCAGGUGAUGACCCAUGCAGAUGCAGCCACCUCAGCCAACCUCAUCUUCAUAUGUGUGCACAGAGACCACUACGACUUUCUGACCAACCUGGCUCCAUAUCUGCAAGGAAAGGUUCUGGUCGACCUCAGCAACAACCUGAAGAAAGGCCUUUAUCCAGAAGCCAACGCUGAAUAUCUCCAGAGGCUGGUCCCCGGAGCCGCUGUGGUGAAAGGCCUGAACACGCUGUCUGCCUGGGCGCUACAAAACGGACUGUUGGCCGGGAAACAGGUGAGGAGAGAAUGGAAGUGUCCAAGUAAGAUUGUUGUCCGAGAGGUGGAGUGA
Knipowitschia caucasica is the source of this 528-nucleotide messenger RNA. Lineage: Eukaryota; Metazoa; Chordata; Actinopteri; Gobiiformes; Gobiidae. The record is from the annotation of a GenBank genome assembly.